AUGGCCUUCCCCUGGCACAGGUCCAUAAAGCUCCAGACCCUGGUCUUGCUUCUAGUAGGCCUGACUUUCUUGACACUACACUUGUGGUUCCUCCAAACCCAGCGGUCCCAGCAGACGGUGAGGCGGGAUCUCCCGAGGGAUGGCCCGACUCCAGUGCCUGAGGGUAGUCAGCCCUCGGCGCCCAGCCCAGGACCUCCGUGCGUGGCCAACGCCUCCGUGAACGCCACGCCCGAGUUCCAGCUGCUGCCCGCCCGGAUCCAGAACUUCCUGCGGUACCGCCACUGCCAGCACUUCCCGCUGCUCUGGGACGCGCCGGCCAAGUGCGCGGGCAAUGGCACCGUCUUCCUGCUGCUGGCGGUGAAGUCAAAGCCUGGGAACUACGAGCAGCGGGAGCUCAUCCGGCGCACGUGGGGGCAGGAGCGCAGCUACGGCGGACUGCGCGUGCGCCGCGUCUUCCUGCUGGGCCGGCCCGCUUCACCCGAGCGCGCCUGGCAGCUGGACCAGCUAGUGAGGCUGGAGGCGCGCGAGCACGGCGACGUGCUGCAGUGGGGCUUUGCUGACACUUUCCUCAACCUGUCGCUCAAGCACGUGCACCUGCUCGACUGGGUGGCUGCGCGCUGCCCGCAGGCGCGCUUCCUGCUCAGCGGCGACGACGACGUCUUUGUGCACACCACCAACGUGCUGAGCUUUCUGGAGGCGCAGUCGCCCGACCUCCACCUCUUCACCGGGCAGCUCAUGUACGGCUCGGUGCCCAUUCGCGAUAGAAAAAGCAAGUACUUUGUGCCCCCACAGCUCUUCCCCGGGGAGGUCUACCCGGUGUAUUGCAGCGGCGGCGGCUUCCUCCUGUCCAGCCACACGGCUGAGGCCCUGCGCCAGGCUGCCCAUGACACGCCGCUCUUCCCCAUCGAUGAUGCCUACUUGGGCAUGUGCCUGCAGCGAGCGGGCCUGGCGCCCAGCGGCCACCAAGGCAUCCGGCCCUUCGGGGUGAACCUGCCAGGCGCUCACGAGCUCUCCUUCGAUCCGUGCAUGUACCGUGAGCUGCUCGUGGUGCACCGCUUCGUGCCCUACGAGAUGCUGCUCAUGUGGAAAGCCCUGCAAGACCCUAUGCUGACCUGCAACCGGAGCCACAGACUCUUUUAA
Molecule: messenger RNA, 1140 nt
Organism: Elephantulus edwardii (Cape elephant shrew)
Lineage: Eukaryota; Metazoa; Chordata; Mammalia; Macroscelidea; Macroscelididae
Gene: B3GNT6
Product: UDP-GlcNAc:betaGal beta-1,3-N-acetylglucosaminyltransferase 6 (core 3 synthase)
Exons: 1
Coding region: 1-1140 (379 amino acids)
Cellular component (GO): membrane
Molecular function (GO): hexosyltransferase activity
Source: RefSeq, a predicted model, not a curated record